GGCCCACUCCAAGAUGGGUAAAACACCACGCCUAUUGUUUCUCCUUCAUUUAAAUACGCCGUUCCUUACAAAUGGCGAUACACCAGCCAGCACCCUUUUCUUUGUCCAGAAUCACCAUUAAAAAACACUCUCCCCCUCUCUGAGCCAGCAUAAUAUACGCUUGACAUCUUCACAUUAUACUCGCAUUCACACACCUAUCACAAAGACAACCAACCCAGCCCUACGCAAACUACUGCUUGUUUUAUAUGCCAGCCAAAGCAAAACUAGGGUUAUAAUGAAUUCCCCAGAUUUGUACACACAAGAGCACCACAGCAACAGAACAUGUGGCCCGACACUGACGGACCUGCUCCAGACAGAAAACCACAGAGCCCCUUCUGGCAUCAUGCAUACGCUGCCGGCUGCCUCCCCGCAGCAGCUCAUCCAGGAAUCGGCCCGCCAGCACACCCCGACGUCACUACGUUCAUCCCCAUCCCUAGCUACAUCACUGCCGACCCCCACAAAGAGAUCUGGCCCUUCCUUCCCAUCGAGGACCAUUGACGAGAUCAUAGCCCAUGAGAACGAGUUGCGGGCGCAGCAAGCAGCGCGGGAAAAGGCAAGGCUUGAGGAGCUUGUACGCCUCGAAAUAGAAGGUCCAACAAGGCCCUGGGCAGGAGGUAAGCGGCGCCGCUACACCAAUCCUACUCCUGAACAGCGCGCGUGGCGGAGGCAGCAAGAACUCGAGAAAAAGAAGCGCAAAUACCGCAACCGCUGCAAGGCAUGGACGUACGAGGAGCGCGAGGAGCGCAGGCAGAUACGCCGUGAGCGUGCGCGGCUGAAACGCAAGACGGAGACACCCGAGGAGGCCGAAGACCGGCGCGAGUACAACCGGGUGCGUAUGGCGGGGGUCCGGCGGAGGGAGCGCGAGCGCAAGGUUCUCAAAGACUUCUGUCAGCGACUCCGGCGCCAGCAGCACAACAUCCGCUGUCUGGCGGUCAAGCGAGCAAGCAAUACUGUCGAUAGCUCAGCCUUGCACUUGGACAGCUCUGCUGCACAUGAGGAGGUGAACGACACAAUAGAGGCGCUGAUGCAGUGGGCAGCCAGCGGGCUCCAGGUUCCCGAGGAGUUGGCGCCUGCCCAGUCACUCUCGCAAAUCGCAGUGUCCGAGCAAACUGCGCUUGAAUCCGCGUGCGUCAUGAGCCCUCUACCCGGAGAUCCGAUUGAUGUGACCUCCACGCUUUUGCUACCCAGCAAGCCAAUGCCGGACACCGCGCUGCUUGAUCAUGAAGCAGCGCUGGGCAGUGACGAAGAGAUAGGCUCGUUAUUUGGAGACCGCAGCAGCGGAGACGAGGUCAGCUCGCUGUUUGGCGGCGCCAGUGGAAAUGGCGAAUCGGAAACUACCGCAGGACAGCAUGCAGGCGCCGGCAGAGGGCUAGCCAGUGUUUCGGAUCUGCAGGCUGGCGCGGCCAGUUUGCUGCUGCCUACGAAUGGUACCGCCUCAGUUGUAACUGCAGAAGAACUGAGGCGCGCGGCUAACAAAUUCAACAAAGUACAGGCCGCUGCAGAUGCUGCUGCAGAUGCUGCUGCUGAAGCGACAGCACAGGCUCAGCGGCAGCAGGGUAUCGAGAACACUGUGGACAGCCUGCUCAGGGCUGCUGCUGACGCCGCCGAGGAGGAUUCAAGGACACCGGAAGAUCCUGGGCAGCCUCUGAUGGAUAAGUUGAAUGCGGUCGUCAAAGCAAUAGCUGAAGCAGACGAAGCACCACCCACGACUGCAUCCGAUGACCCGCGGUCGUAUCUCGCGGGAGUUACUGAGAUUAAUACAGCCCUGACAGCCGUCGAAGUCUUGGACGGUGCUAUUGCACGAGGCGACACGGUGCCCAUCAACCUUGAUGCCCUUGAGGAUGUUGUGCUCAAGAUCGAGGCCCUGGUUGUGAUGAUCACGCUUCUUGGAAAAGACACCACUAAGGAGUCUGGCACGGGGCCAGCAGCAGCAACAACAACAGCAGCGACUGAAGCUGCGGCAGUAAAAGCGGUGGUGGCAGCAGCAGCAAGUCAACCUGCCCAGCUGCCAAAUCUGCAGCAUAUUCGGAAACGCCCGUCAUCUGAUAUGCGCGUCGUGCAGCACGACGGCAUGGCAUCGCCAUUGUCUGUCUCCAGCCAGUGCCCGCUGACGCCGCGACCAGGCUCAGUUGUGUCAGUGGGGGCGUUGAGCGACUCACCAUGGAGCCGUGACAUCGCUGUCCCACGCUCCAGGCAAACUGGUGCCGUGCCAUCGCAAAACAUCGAGGCUAUCAUGUUCUCCCCACUGAUGCCCAGCAAGGAGCUGUGCGUAUUGCCGUUCGACCAGCAGUUUGUUCACUGUGUUCCGUCGCAUCCAGCCUCCAUAGCGGUCAGAGCACUCACUGCGCCAAACCGAGGGUUUGCCAUGCCGCCACAGAAACACGUCGUGCCAUCGCAACAAUACGGUAUGCCGCCUCGGGCAUACACUGUGCCUGAACACCCGUAUGGUGUACCUUUACCAGCCUUCUACACCCAGUUGCCACAUCACCAGGGGUCACAGCGCGUCCCCUCAGCGCAACCACGUAUGCAGGUCCAUUUUAGGGGCAGCCCGGCCUAUGCUGCACGCGGCAGAAUCAUCAUGAAGGAGCUUGAGCGCAGUGGUAAGGAGCGGCUGGCUAAGGAAGCUGAGGCCAAGGCUGCUGAGAAGGCUGCCAAGGCUGAGGUGUAUGCGAAAAUUGCUGCUGCUCAGCUGCGCAAAAGCAGAGCCCGUGCCAGCGAGUCUGCUGCACAGCCGCCAAGUUCUCAGGCUACUACCGGCGUGGAUAUGCCCAGGACCUGUGUUCCCAGUGUAGCGUCGGUUGCUCAGGUUAGCGGCACUCAUAGCUGACUACAGCGCCCUUUUGUAUAUCAUCUGUCCAUUCCUGCAUUCUACAGCCCAGCAGCCCGGCUGAAUGGCUCCACGCCAUUGCCAACCACACGCGCUCCGAUCUAACCAGCGUACCUUGCCAAGGUCUUUAUCGAAAG
This is a messenger RNA of Linderina pennispora, 3003 nucleotides long. RefSeq lists its product as uncharacterized. The record is from RefSeq and is a predicted model, not a curated record. Lineage: Eukaryota; Fungi; Kickxellomycota; Kickxellomycetes; Kickxellales; Kickxellaceae. The transcript is spliced from 3 exons. The coding region runs from base 275 to 2866 and encodes 863 amino acids.